AUGGAGGCACAGAAACAGCCUGCUUUUACAACUGCACUAGCAGAUCGACCAGUUCCAACAUCUUCUCUUCAGCCUGCACAGGGUUCCUCAGAUCUCAGCCAAGGCAGCGUGAUUCCUCAGCAGAAACAAGCCCUGUCCCAGCCUGUGUAUCUAAAAGCCCUCACCAUACCACUGUACCAGCCUGUCCAGGCAGGAUGCUUUCAGCCAAACAGUCAGUUAGUGACUGGCAGGAGCUGUCUCAAUCUAGACAGCAGUAACAUACCUCUAAUCCUGAAUCCACUUGUUCCCUCGGAAGGCACAGAUCAGCCUCAGCCAGUUUUUCAGAAACUUGGGCAAACUCUAACAUUGAACAUAGUGAGCACUUUACCAGUUUUAUCAUCACCGAGUUCUUGUGUAAAUGCUUCUAUUGGAAGCCCAGGAAAACCAAAGAAAGCUGGGAAAUAUAUCUGCAAACACUGUGGACGAGAUUGUUUGAAACCAAGUGUCCUUGAGAAACAUAUUCGCUCUCACACGGGAGAGAGGCCCUUUCCAUGCACCACUUGUGGUAUUGCAUUUAAAACCCAAAGCAAUUUGUAUAAACACAGGAGAACUCAGACACACGUCAACAAUGCCAGACUGCCCUCAGACUCUGAAAACAGUGCCACAUUGGAGCAAAAUGAGAAAUCAGCAGAAAGCAUCACCUGCCAUCAAGGCAGCAAACGACUCGGUGGCACCUCUGAAGACAAGCGGGUACAGAUGCAAGAGAUGAGCUCAGAGCCCAGUGUUGUAACAGACACUAAGAAAAUCCUUAAUGACCUUUCACUGCCCACAACAAGCAAUUCAUCAUUUGCUUCAGAAAAUCAAGAAACAACCACUCUAGCUUCUAGUUCAAAGGCUAAUCAGGUGGUUCCUGAAAGAGAACCUCAAAGUUUAUCAUCUCCAGGAGCUUUGCCAAAUGGUCAGUGCCAGAGGAAGAAGAUACAGGAGCAAAGAACUCCGACUGCCAAUAAGCAUAUGCCAUUGCAAAGGCAGCAAGCAACCUCUUCAGAAAAACAGUGGGAUUGCAAGCCAUUUGACUGCAAGCUAAAGAAGUGUGAGAGCACUGACUCAGGGUAUCUGUCACGCUCUGACAGCACAGAACAACAGAUGGCAUCACCCAGCCCGCUGCACAGUCUCCAUGAACACAGCACAGAGCUGGAAAAUGAAACUGCCUUCAGCAGCUUCAGAUGUUCCUCUGGCAGCAGCACAAAGCUGGAUGCAGCUGAGAAAGCUACAGCAUUGAUGCUAGAGAAGAAGAGGCUGGAAGAACACAUUUCAAAACUUAUUUCUCAUAACAAAAGCGUGGUGGAUGAUACCCAGUUAGACAAUGUUAGGCCCCGAAAAACCGUCCUUUCCAAGCAGGGGAGCAUUGAUCUGCCAAUGCCUUAUACAUACAAAGACUCUUUCCAUUUUGACAUGAGAACUUGUGAUGUGAAUAGGAAAAAGAAUCUUCCCCUUUAUUCAGCAAAAUCUACUUUUGCACCCCUAGAAAAAUGCAAGGCAGUGUUUUUCCAUUCAGUUCCCACCCAGUUCUCCACAACAGUCGAUAGCGUGCCUGUUACACGCAGUAACUCCCUGCCCUUCGUGGAGGGCACAGGGAUGGUACAUGACAAAGCAGGCUGCUCAAAACCACUUUCUCUUACUAAGCAGUCUGUAAAAACAGGCACUGCUCCUUUGCUGCCUAGCAACAAUCUUGCUGCAAAUUCAGUGGAUUUUCCUAACAGCCAUCCCCGAGCUCUUGUCAGACAAACAGCAGUGGAUGAUUUGCCACUAAGUAACGUGGUCGAUCAUCCUCCUCCAUCAGAGGAGCUGCAAGGCAGCAAAAAGCUUGAGGCUGGACAGGUAAUCAGUGCCAAAAAUAAGAAACAAAGGAAGUUAAAGAUGUUCUCCCAAGAAAAAUGGCAAAUGUAUGGAGAUGACACAUUUAAGAAAAUCUACCAAAAAAUGAAAAGCAGUCAAAAUGCCAAGAAAAUGAAACAAAAGGGGAAUAAGAUUAUAGGUACUACAAGCCUCAGUCCUGAUUCAAAGCAGUCAGUCAGCAGCACUGAGAUUACUGAGGAAGGAGAUGGCAGGAGUUCCUCCCUCAUGACAACAGGUUUAAACACUGGUAAAUCAGAAACCUGUACCAAUGGUAAUCAUCUUCUCCAGAACGUGUCCCCUGAGGAAACUGCAGCCAGUGUAACUUACCUGACGGAGCCAGCUCGUUCAGGAAACGCUAAUGCACAGGCUGUAAGGAGCAAAACGUCCCCAGACCCCUGUGGCAGUGACACAGAUAAACACACAGCUGGCAACAGCACAGUGCUGGCUCCAAGCAGGUGUGAGCUCAGGCCUGAAAGCACUCCGUGUCAGCUGAACACUAGCAGAAGGAAUGACGACUGCUUGCCAGCACAGAGUAGCAAAUGCAAAACCCCAAGCCUUGGGAAGGAAUCCAGUACUUUGGGAUCAGAUUGCAAAAGCACUCCAGACAAUUACAGAAACCACAGUAGGAAUAAGGACACUGCCCAGCAUGCCCUGACACCCCCAUGGGUCCAUUGCAACAACAGAGAAGCCACAGGGAAAUUCCAGAAUUUACCAUCAGAAAGAAAAAAGCUAAAAUUUGAAGUGGAGAAGUCACAAAACAUUAUUUCAAAGUCCUGUCCUAGUUCCAAUGGUGAAAACAAUGCAGUAAAUGAAGCAGAGAGAGUCUGUUGCACUAGCACUCAGUGUCCUUCCACAGCACCAGUGAAAUCCUCCAGUAAGGGAGAGGAGCAAGAAGCAAGCAAAGGAAUUAAUGAAACCACUGGAGGUACUGAGAAUGUGGACUGUAUGAAAACAACCAAACUCCUCACAAAAGCACUUAAUUACAGUGGAGUUAACCCUCCCUCACAUUCAGUAGGUAUCUCAAGGGCUUCAUAUGUUGGAUUUGUUGGGCCUGAAGUAAGGGGAAGUGGUUGCAACUCUUUUGACGUGCACAAUGCAACAGAUAAAGUUGUCAAAACAUGUUUUGUGAAAACAGGAGCAAAAGUACCACUUUUCAGUGACAAUGCUGUUGAUGUGUCUUCUAAUACCCAUCACCUGCAAUUUGAUCACUUGCCUCCAGUCCCACAACAAAAUGCCUUUCCUCCAAAAUAUAUCCUAAAAUUGCCUCAAGACAAGACAGCCUCAGAUUUGUCACUUUUGCUGAGAUCAGAACAGAAGGCUACACCUUGCACAUCUGUGACAGACACCUUAACCAACCCCCUCUGCCCUGCCAACAGCGGGUCGCUCAGCUCUCAUCCUCAUGAUCUGUGUUGGUCCCCUUUAAAAUCUGAAGUGAGACAACAGCCCAGCAAAGCAGAGCUACGACAGGUCAUACACACAAACUGGAGAGCUCCAGUGUUUUGUUCACCAGUCAAUUCAGAAACAACGAAUAUCUUAACCACAGCAGAUAACACCUUUACUAACCAAAAUGUCAGGCAGCAGGAUAUUGUAGAAGACACCUGGAAAAACAAACAGAAUAAAAAUAAGCUGAAUUAUCAAAGGCAAACAGAAGAGAAGUGGACGAGCAUAACUACUUCCUCUGCACAGAGCCCAGCUAAGAAAUUACACUUUACUUCUGCGUAUACAAGUGGUUUUCUCAUAUCAACUGACAUCAAAGAAGAGAAAAAGGUUUUACAUCAUCAUUGCUCAGGAAGUGACUCUUUGAUAAUGAUGUCAGCCUCUAGCAGGGGUGUAGAGCCAACAUUCGUGGGAUGGGACCAAGGGGGAAGUCCCUGCCUUCUUAAGAACAUUUCACCAACACUGCAGGAUACUCGACAUUCUUGGACCUCAACAGACAACCCCACUUAUGUUUGCCAUUCUUUUGGCACUUUUUAUUGCCACAGUCUCACCAAUCACUGUAAAGAAUUCCCAGUGCUAUCCCACGAUACUCUGACUGGCUACCCUGGAGGCGUAAUGGCAUCAAGCAAGCAGAACACCUUCCCAUCACUAAGUGCUGAACCUCAAUUAACGUGGUGUUGUUUAGCAAGAAGCCUUCCUCUGCCUGCUGAGCAGAAGGGGAGUGCAGACUCUGCUUACUCCUCCAUGCACACCUCGGACAAGGAAUCUAGCAAGGAAUGUGCAUUGUCAAAAUAUGAUGUCUCUAUUCUCAAAAUGAAAAAUAUUAACAAGACUGUGGCAUAUGGCUUGACAAACAGGAGUUUAGAGACAUUGGUGCCAUCCUUUUCUAAAGGACAACAGAUGCAGGAGAUAAACUCAGCAGCUCCUGGUGGUGCUUUCAAAAAUAUUUCAGAGCAAAAGAAGAAGACAGUAGUUUGCAAAAAGGAAAAACUCUCAACAAAUAAACUCAAGAGGGUCCACAAACAGAAAAAGAUUAAAAUCACACCAAAAUGGUGCAGAGGGAGGCACGCACACGGAUGUGCUCAGCUGAAGAUCCACCGACUGAGCCAGCGGCACUGCUUGCCAGAGAGAACACUGGAUGCUGUGAGAAAGGGCUAUCUGCCACCACCCUGCAAAUUUAAUAAGUAUAAGAAGUGCCAUUCUCCUCAAUCAAAGGUACAAGAGAAUUAUCGACACCAGCAAAAAGACCCAUCUUGUUGCACCUCAGACAAGCCACUCUGCAGAUGGAAAAAAGAAGGAAAGAAUAACUCAGGAAUAUCUUCCCAUCCUGAAAAUCUAAACCAUGUUAAACAAAAAGACAAAACAGAUAAAAAAGACAUUUCUGGGCAAAUCAGUGAACACACAAGAACAAAAUUCUCUUUUCAGAACAUUACAGCUCCUCUGGAAAUAUCUGUGACAGCUCAUUCCUUUCCAUCCACGCUUACUACAGCCAUGCAGCAAGUCAGCAGUGAUGUGGAGAUCUGCUGCUUAGUGACACAACCACUUGUGCGUCAGCCAUCGGUGCCAGGGGAGUCACAGCCAAACACCCCGAGUGACUCGAUGGCAUCUGCUCUUUGGUCUUGCCCUUCUGAUUUUACAGGCAUAGGUGACCAGUCUGACAGCACAACCUCAGAGACUACUGGUCCUCUCCCCUUACAUCUAGAAGCCAGUCAGGGAAACAUCCUAAAUGUGGAGUCAGAGCGUCAAAGAUUUGGUACAUUAGAGCUGGUGAUCCAGACCUCGGGAAGGGAGAAACCUCCAGCUGAAGGAAACACAAAUUCAUCUUCAAAAGAAAACUCAACUCCAAGUUCACAGCCCGGAUGCUCACAUUUAUUCAGAUCAAAACCAGAGUCUCUUCCUGAGUCAGCCACAAGGGCUACAUUACCCAGUAUAGAAUACACAGAAGGGGCAAACUUUUCUCCAAAAGUCCUUGACCUUCAGGGAAGUACAGCCACGAACAGAGCUCACCUGCAGUCUGGCAGCUACAGAAGGCUGCAUGGCACAGCUACUACUGCUACCUUCAAAAAGCCCCCACUUACUCUCAGGUCCUCAGAGUUCGAGACUUGCUCUGCAGCACCUUGCAAGACAUACAAGAAGAGAGGUUUAGAGAUGAUGAGGAAGCAAACCAGAGUUGAAUAUGACGACACUAGCAGUGAUGAUGAAGAUAGGCUUGUCAUAGAAAUAUAA
Molecule: messenger RNA, 5541 nt
Organism: Merops nubicus (carmine bee-eater)
Lineage: Eukaryota; Metazoa; Chordata; Aves; Coraciiformes; Meropidae
Gene: ZNF831
Product: zinc finger protein 831
Exons: 5
Coding region: 1-5541 (1846 amino acids)
Source: RefSeq, a predicted model, not a curated record